This is a messenger RNA of Neofelis nebulosa (Clouded leopard), 3618 nucleotides long. RefSeq names its product MIB E3 ubiquitin protein ligase 2 (gene MIB2). Gene Ontology annotation, cellular component: cytoplasm. Lineage: Eukaryota; Metazoa; Chordata; Mammalia; Carnivora; Felidae. Bases 616 to 3489 code for a protein of 957 amino acids. The record is from RefSeq and is a predicted model, not a curated record. Gene Ontology annotation, molecular function: protein binding; zinc ion binding; ubiquitin-protein transferase activity. Gene Ontology annotation, biological process: protein ubiquitination. The transcript has 21 exons.
AGGCCGCCAGAGCCCAGGGAGCCCGGCAGGCCUCUGGGGCAGCGCCGGGUGUCGCGGUGUUUGCACGGGAGUGGGCAUGUAGACAGCGGGCAACCCAGGAGCAAACCGGCUAGCUCAGCCCGCUCGCCGCGGUCCCGUCGGAGGUGCUAACUGUGCGUGUUGGCAUCUCCCAGGCGCCACAGGGUUGGAUGGCUCAGGGCUUGCGCUGAAGCUCAGCGAGGCUAGAGGCCGGUCCCCACGUCUCCAGGCAUCAGGGCUGCCCACCAGUGUCCAGGCGGGCAGGGGGGGCGACUGGACGGCCAGACAGACUUGCUUCGCUGGCUGCCUGUUUGGUUGCUGCGUUCUGUGUCGGCAUGGUUGCUAGUUUCCAACAGGAAAUCUUGGAGACUGUCAAAUUUGUGACCCAAGAAGUAGCAGCUAAAUGUCUGGGAUGCUGACUCGAGGCUGGUUCGUGUUCUAAGGGCGGCACCUCAUAGUGGCUGGAGAGGACUUUCCAAAGGGGCAUCCCACCCUUCCUCGAAGACAGGUGCCAUUUGAGCCUCUGUGGCCCGUGUCCCCUUCCACCAGCCGGUGGCCAGUUGAGCCUCCUUUGGUCCCGGAGCAGUCCUGCCCACCAUGGACCCAGACCCCCAGGCAGGCGUGCAGGUGGGCAUGCGUGUGGUGCGCGGCGUGGACUGGAAGUGGGGCCAGCAGGAUGGCGGCGAGGGCGGCGUGGGCACUGUGGUGGAGCUUGGCCGCCACGGAAGCCCCUCGACCCCUGACCGCACGGUAGUCGUGCAGUGGGACCACGGCACCCGCACCAACUACCGCGCAGGCUACCAGGGCGCGCACGACCUGCUGCUCUACGACAACGCCCAGAUCGGCGUCCGCCACCCCAACAUUGUCUGUGACUGCUGCAAGAAGCAUGGCCUGCGGGGUAUGCGCUGGAAGUGCCGCGUCUGCUUCGACUACGACCUGUGCACGCAGUGCUACAUGCACGGCAAGCACGACCUCACCCACGCCUUCGAGCGCUACGAGACGGCCCACUCGCGCCCGGUCACGCUGAGUCCCCGCCAGGGCCUCCCCAGGAUCCCGCUGAGGGGCAUCUUCCAGGGGGCGAAGGUGGUACGGGGUCCCGACUGGGAGUGGGGCUCGCAGGACGGCGGGGAAGGGAAGCCAGGCCGAGUGGUGGACAUCCGUGGCUGGGAUGUGGAGACAGGCCGGAGCGUGGCCAGUGUGACGUGGGCAGAUGGCACCACCAAUGUGUACCGAGUGGGCCACAAGGGCAAGGUGGACCUCAAGUGUGUAGGCGAGGCGGCUGGUGGCUUCUACUACAAGGAGCACCUGCCAAGGCUCGGCAAGCCGGCAGAGCUGCAGCGCAGGGUGAGUGCUGAUGGCCAGCCUUUCCAGCACGGGGACAAGGUUAAAUGUCUGCUGGACACAGACAUCCUGAGGGAGAUGCAGGAAGGCCACGGCGGGUGGAACCCCAGGAUGGCGGAGUUUAUCGGACAGACGGGCACCGUGCACCGCAUCACGGAGCGUGGGGAUGUGCGCGUGCAGUUCGGCCAUGAGACCCGCUGGACCUUCCACCCUGGGGCUCUCACCAAGCACAACGCCUUCUGGGUGGGUGACGUGGUGCGGGUCAUUGAUGACCUUGACACGGUGAAGCGGCUACAAGCUGGGCACGGCGAGUGGACAGAUGACAUGGCCCCUGCCCUGGGCCGCGUCGGGAAGGUGGUAAAAGUUUUCAGAGACGGUAACCUGCGUGUGGCAGUCGGCGGCCAGCUGUGGACCUUCAGCCCCUCCUGCCUGGUGGCCUACCGCCCUGAGGAAGAUGCCAACCUGGACGUAGCAGAGCGUGCCAGGGAGAACAAAAGCUCCCUGAGUGUUGCCCUGGACAAGCUUCGAGCCCAGAAGAGCGACCUUGAGCAUCCAGGGAGACUGGUGGUGGAGGUGGCCCUAGGCAGUAUGGCCGGGGCUCUGGACCUGCUGAGGAGGCACCCGGAGCAGGUGGACGCCAAGAACCAGGGCAGGACCGCCCUGCAGGUGGCUGCCUACCUGGGCCAGGUGGAGCUGGUGCGGCUGCUGCUGCAGGCACGGGCGGGCGCAGACCUGCCCGACGAUGAGGGCAACACGGCGCUGCACUACGCGGCCCUGGGGAACCAGCCGGAGGCUGCCCGGGCGCUCCUGAGCUCCGGGUGCGGGGCCAAUGCCCUUAACGGCACCCGGAGCGCAGCGCUGCAUGUGGCCGUGCGGAGGGGCUUUCUGGAGGUGGUGAGGGUCCUGUGUGAGCGCGGCUGUGACGUCAAUCUGCCUGACGCCCAUGCGGACACACCCCUGCACUGUGCCAUCUCGGCGGGCGCCGGCGCCAGCGGCAUCGUGGAGGUCCUCACUGAGGUGCCGGGCAUCGACGUCACCGCCACCAACAGCCAGGGCUUCACCCUGCUGCACCACGCGGCCCUCAAGGGCCACACACUAGCUGUCAGGAAGAUCCUAGCUCGGGCACGUCAGCUGGUGGAUGCCAAGAAAGAGGACGGCUUCACGGCCUUGCACCUGGCCGCCCUCAACAACCACCGGGAGGUGAUCCAGAUUCUCAUCCGAGAGGGCCGCUGUGACGUGAACGUCCGCAACCGGCAGCUCCAGUCCGCACUGCACCUGGCGGUGCAGCAGGCCCACGUGGGCCUCGUGCCGCUGCUGGUGGACGCUGGCUGCAGCGUCAAUGCCGAGGAUGAGGAGGGGGACACGGCCUUGCACGUGGCACUGCAGCGUCACCAGCUGCUGCCCCUGGCGGCCGAUGGGGCCGGGGGGGACCCGGGGCCCUUGCAGCUGCUGUCCAGGCUACAGGCCUCCGGCCUCCCGGGCAGCGGGGAGCUGACGGUGGGCGCGGCGGUCGCGUGCUUCCUGGCGCUGGAGGGCGCCGACGUGAGCUACGCCAACCACCGCGGCCGGAGCCCCCUGGACCUGGCCGCCGAGGGCCGCGUGCUCAAGGCCCUGCAGGGCUGCGCGCAGCGCUUCCGGGAGCGGCACGCGGGCGGCGGCGGGGGCGCGGCCCCGGGCCCCAGGCUGGUGCUCGGCACCCCCAACACCGUGACGAACCUGCACGUGGCCGCGCCGUCGGGGCCCGAGGCCGCCGAGUGCCUGGUGUGCUCGGAGCUGGCGCUGCUGGUGUUGUUCUCGCCGUGCCAGCAUCGCACGGUGUGCGAGGAGUGUGCGCGCAGGAUGAAGAAGUGCAUCAGGUGCCAGGUGGUCAUCGGCAAGAAGCUGCGCCCAGACGGCACGGAGGUGGCCGGCGCGCCCCCUGCGCCCGGCCCGCCGCGGCAGCUGGUGGAGGAGCUCCAGAGCCGCUACCGGCAGAUGGAAGAACGCAUCACCUGCCCCAUCUGCAUCGACAGCCACAUCCGCCUCGUGUUCCAGUGCGGCCACGGCGCGUGCGCGCCCUGCGGCGCCGCGCUCAGCGCCUGCCCCAUUUGCCGCCAGCCCAUCCGCGACCGCAUCCAGAUCUUCGUGUAGUCCGCGCCACCCACCCCCCCCGCCCGCCCCCGCCCCGCGUCCCGGCCGCGCCCCGCCACGUUCCGGAGCCACGUCCCGCCAUCGCCUUCGCAAGCCCCCACCCCGUGUUUUAUAAAAAGAUUCUCGGAC